GAAGUGUGUGCGCCGCGGGCCGCCUUGGUUACCGCGUUCUCCGCCCUUCGCUACGUCAUCGCUCCGAGCCCGCGAUCCGCUGCCCGCUUGGGCGCCGCCCGAGACCGUGGGGCUUCGGUUGCCGCCCCCUCAGGAGCCACCAUGUUGGUGAUACCCCCCGGACUGAGCGAGGAGGAGGAGGCUCUGCAGAAGAAAUUCAACAAACUCAAGAAAAAGAAAAAGGCAUUGCUGGCUCUGAAGAAGCAAAGCAGCAGCAGCACAGCCAGCCAAGGCGGCGUCAAACGCUCACUGUCAGAGCAGCCUGUGGUGGACACAGCCACGGCAACAGAGCAGGCGAAGCAGCUGGUGAAGUCAGGAGCCAUCAGUGCCAUCAAGGCUGAGACCAAGAACUCAGGCUUCAAACGUUCCCGGACCCUAGAGGGGAAGUUAAAGGACCCUGAGAAGGGGCCAGUCCCCACUUUCCAGCCGUUCCAGAGGAGCAUAUCUGCCGAUGAUGACCUGCAGGAGUCGUCUAGACGUCCACAGAGGAAAUCUCUGUAUGAGAGCUUUGUGUCUUCCAGCGAUCGGCUUCGGGAACUGGGGCCAGAUGGAGAAGAGGCGGAGCGCCCGGGGGCUGGUGAUGCCCCCGCUCGAAGCUUCGACUGGGGCUAUGAAGAACGUGGUAGUGCCCGCUCCUCAGGCUCCCCUCCCCGAAGCCGCAGCCGGGACCGCAGCCGCGAGCGGAACCGGGACCGAGACCGGGAACGGGAUCGAGACCGAGAGCGGGACCGCGAGCGAGACAGAGACCGCGAUCGAGACCGGGACCGGGACCGAGACCGGGACCGGGACCGGGACCGAGAGGGCCCUUUCCGCAGGUCGGACUCGUUCCCUGAACGCCGGGCCCCUCGGAAGGGGAACACUCUCUAUGUGUAUGGAGAAGACAUGACGCCCACCCUCCUCCGUGGGGCCUUCUCUCCCUUUGGAAACAUCAUUGACCUCUCCAUGGACCCACCCAGAAACUGUGCCUUCGUCACCUAUGAAAAGAUGGAGUCAGCAGAUCAGGCCGUUGCUGAGCUCAACGGGACCCAAGUGGAGUCCGUACAGCUCAAAGUCAGCAUUGCCCGAAAACAGCCCAUGCUGGACGCUGCCACUGGCAAGUCUGUCUGGGGCUCCCUGGCUGUCCAGAAUAGCCCUAAGGGUUGCCACCGGGACAAGAGGACCCAGAUUGUCUACAGUGAUGACGUCUAUAAGGAAAACCUUGUGGACGGCUUCUAGGGAGUGGAACUGGAUUCCGUGUGCCUCAUCUGGCCCAGCGCUGGUCUCAGUAAAACACUGAGGUGGAAGCUCA
This is a messenger RNA of Orcinus orca (killer whale), 1327 nucleotides long. RefSeq names its product negative elongation factor complex member E (gene NELFE). Gene Ontology annotation, biological process: negative regulation of transcription elongation by RNA polymerase II. Bases 142 to 1254 code for a protein of 370 amino acids. Gene Ontology annotation, cellular component: NELF complex. The record is from RefSeq and is a predicted model, not a curated record. Gene Ontology annotation, molecular function: RNA binding. Lineage: Eukaryota; Metazoa; Chordata; Mammalia; Artiodactyla; Delphinidae. The transcript is spliced from 11 exons.